UGUAUCUUCAUUUUGACAAAUAGCGUGAUGUCCGAAAUUACCGUGACGUCAGAUAUCAACAAAAAUUUGUGGAAAGUCAACCUAGCGCAACCUUGCUACAGGAAUCUGCGUAUUUUCCCAUAAUUUAUGAGAUAGAGUUGUCAUAGGACACCAUGGCUACUGCUCCGCCGCCCCCCAGUUAUAACGAUGCCACAAAUCCAGGCUAUGGCUACAGUGAUCCUAAUGCUCCCAACGCGGGAUAUGCACCUGUCCCACUAAAGGAAAUGGACAAUGCAGGUCAGCCCCCUCCACCCCAGCCUGCUGGCUAUGGCUACGGCACAGGAUAUGCUGCACCGCCACCUGGUGGCUAUAGCCAGCCUCAACCCACUGGCUACGCAGCCCCCAAACCGGAAGAUACCUCAUACACUGUGGAGGAGGAAUGGGCGGGGCAGUCCUUCUCAGAUAAAGCUGUCCGAAGGAAUUUUAUCAAAAAGGUAUACCUGAUAUUAGCAGCUCAACUGGCUGUUACAUUUGGCAUCGUGUGCAUUUUUUCACUUGUAGAGCCAGUGGGAUUGUUUGUUAGACAAAACAUUUGGCUUUAUUGGAUAUCCUAUGCCCUGUUCAUCAUACUCUACAUAGUCCUGGUGUGCGUGCGAGAGGCUCGUCGUAGCUUCCCUGCUAACUUCAUCUGCCUGGCCGUGUUUACACUGGUGUUCUCAUACAUGACAGGCACCAUCGCGAGCUCCUACACCACGGAGUCUGUCAUGAUCGCCGCUGGGAUCACCGCCGCUGUGUGUCUGGCCGUGUCAAUCUUUGCCAUCCAAACCAAGAUUGAUUUCACCCUCUGUUCCGGACUGAUAUUUGGUCUGUUCAUGGUGCUGUUGUUCUUUGGUCUGUCCGUGAUGAUUGUUUACCUUGUCACACCUGUGGACUACUUUGCCGCCAGGGUGCUGUCAUGCGUUUGGGGAGGUCUGGCUGCCCUGCUGUUCGUUCUGUUCCUGAUCGUUGACACCCAGUUGUUGUUUGGCGGCAAGAAGUAUUCACUGAGCCCAGAGGAGUAUAUCUUUGCUGCACUGCAGCUCUAUCUGGAUAUUGUGUAUCUGUUCCUUAUCAUUCUGUCGUUAUUUGGAGGUAAGAAAUAAGCAACACGAGGCGGUGUAAAAAAGGCAGGUACAGGAUUUUGCUGAGAGCAGGGUAAAAAAAUGCCGGCUUGCUUAUCAGGUUUUGUCUGUACCCUCCUCAAAACAUCAAUGAUGAAUAAUAAUGACCAUAGCGAUAAUGAUGCUACUUUAUAUAAUUAUGGGAGCUAAAGUUGAAUGUGGGCAUGACAAUAUGUAUAGAUACAGACAUAUUACAGUUAAAAUAGAAUUGGCAUAUAGAUAAAUCUGUACAUUUUUACUCAAAAUGACAUUAAUAUUUAACACACACCUCUAGUUAAAAGCAGGCUUUAAUUUUUUUAUUUUUUUUUUUUGAAAUAAUUUUUUUCAAAUAAGAGAAAAAAUAGAUUUCCUAAUUGUUUAUUAUUUAAGGUGUCAUCAGUAACCUUGUGUGCAUACAGUUUUGUUGGGUUGCUUAUUAGAAUUGUAGUCAGGAAUCUGAAUUGUUGAAUAUCUAUUAACAGAGUUUUCUGAAAGGCUGUACACCCAACAUUUAGUUGUUAUGCAGCCUGCAUUCUUCUGUCUGAGAACAGUCAGUCUGCAUAUAAAUUUUAGUAUAAAAAGACUUACCUUAUACACACAGGUGGAUUUUGUUUUUAUGUUCAUCAUUAUUUAUGUCAUUGUGCAUAACCUUAUGUCAAAUAAAUGUUGAAAAUAUAUUUUAAAAAUACUUAUAAUUUGAAUGUAGCGGGUCUUAGCAGAUAAUUAUGAAUUGUGUACUAUUUGGUCCCUGAUUAGAAAGAAACCCGGUGUAAGAAGAUUAACAUGGCAAAUAUUGAAGUAAUACAGCAUUUGUUAUAUUUUAUGUACUGUAUCUAAUGUAUAUAAAGUUCAACCCAAACUAUGCUCAUUUUGCCUUUAUUUGGGUUUAAGUAAGUUGACGAUUCACCC
Messenger RNA from Lingula anatina, 2027 nucleotides. RefSeq names its product protein lifeguard 3-like. Lineage: Eukaryota; Metazoa; Brachiopoda; Lingulata; Lingulida; Lingulidae. The record is from RefSeq and is a predicted model, not a curated record. Gene Ontology annotation, biological process: negative regulation of apoptotic signaling pathway. Gene Ontology annotation, cellular component: Golgi apparatus; membrane; endoplasmic reticulum.